GAGGACGUGGGGAGAGCAGGGUGUCCAUCAUCGCAUCGUUGGCUGGGGAUUGUCUCUUCCCCGCACAAAGAGAGCGAUCCGGGGCGUUCGUCCCGCACGUGUGGUCUCGGCCUUCCACAACCCGCAAGCAUUAUUUCUCCAGCUUUGCUGGCUCUCCACAUCGGUUCUCUCCCAGGUUGUCUGUCGGAUGUCUGCGCACACGGCGUCCUGAUCAGCCGGCAUGCGGUCUCGAACAGGCUGUUUGACGUGCCGGACUCGCAAGUUGAAGUGCGAUGAGCGAAAACCCGAGUGCACCCAAUGCCGGAGGGCCUCCAGGGAGUGCCGGCCCAGCGAAGGCAUCGUCUUCCGGCAUCAGCAGAAUGCGUCGAUGAACAAGGACGAGGAAGCCUCGGGCAAGGGCAGCCUGAGGGGGUUCUAUUCCUACAAGAACACCUUCGACAAGGACAGCGUCUGGCUGGAUAUCCCCAAGAAUGUGAUCUUCGUCGACAACUCCGACCCCUACGCUGAGGACCUUGAAGCAACCCUGGGAGCAUCCGAAUCUGCCGUCGCGAAUACACCACAUAGUGACUGGAAUAUCUCCCCCGGGAUCAGGGCACCGGGAGAAGGAGAGACACGCGGGCUCCAGGCCCUCUCAGCAGCAGCAUCUCACGACCACUACCCCUUCCAUCCUCCCAUCGACCAGUCGAUGCAACCCGAUAAUGUCUCUUUCCAUAAUGUCGAAAUCACCCCAUCAGCUCCAUCGAUGCAUUCACCCGGUAAUAUACGCAGCGCAAUUCCACCUUCAGCAGCAUCACCUUCAGUAUCGAUAUCCUCCUCCAACAAUAAUAUUAAUUUCCUUCUGAACCCAUCUAGUUCGUUAUCACCUAAUAUUGACCCUACCCUGCACGCUCCUGUAGAUCGGAGGGAGUCCUCCUAUACGUCGAUGUCUCUGGCGUCACGGGUGGCAGCUGCGGAUCUACGGCCAGAUGUCCAAGUAGAGACCGAGCACGAAAUUGCAUUUCUCCUGCGCCAUUUCUCCGAAUCACCUGGGCUAUGGAUGGAUCUGUUCGAUUUGGGGACUUAUUUUGCAUCAUACGUCCCCGUCAAGGCUCUCACGAACCCCCUUCUGAAAUACGCAGCUUGUGCAUAUGCAGCUAAGCAGCUAGGGCGUGUCAAGGGUGCGAAAGCCCGGUCAGGUGGAGUCUGCGCUCAACAGGCAUCGACGGAGAUAUGGCCGGAUGCUGCAAAUGUCGACUGGUAUUGGUAUGGCGCGAAGUAUUAUGAGAAAGCCAUCCGAUUAUUGAUGAAAGAAUUGCAACAUGAUGCAGAAGGCCCUCCGCCCCUGAGUACCCCCGAGGCGUUUGGACAAUGGCAAGCUGCGGAGCUAUGCGAGGACGCUGAAAAUGCUCGAAAACGAAGGCGUCGCUUCUCCAAUAGUCGACUAUCCAGCGCGCACUCCGAUGAGGUCCUAGCGGCCACGGCAAUCUUAUCAGUGUAUGAAUUUCUUGACGCAACUGGACCGGCCUGGAAUCGGCAUCUGAGCGGCGUGAAGUCCCUUCUAGACGUCGCAGAAGUGGGCAUGGUACCUCUGGAACAACAUACUUCACCUGGUGAGACGCCUUUCCCGCCACCAAAGAGACCAGGGCUUUCGAAAGCAAGGAAGGCGACAUUUUGGAAUUUUGCUAGACAGGAUUAUUUAGCUGCUUUUAUCAACGAAUGCCAGACGAGGUUAAAUACGGAUGACCUGGUGAUUUGGACCGAUGCUGGUUUACAGCUCGAUAAUAAUGGGUUCCCCCGGCCCAGUAAUAAUACAGCUGCUGGCUAUCCGGAAGGGGAUGAUGUCAUGAAGGAAGAUAUGAUUAGCAACGCACUCAUCUGGAUUCUUUCAAAGAUCGUCAACUUUAUUGCUGCUGGCGAUAAUAUCCAUCUCGGCCCCAACAGCCCGGUCGAUGCGGGACCCCUAGGGAUCUCACAGCAGACACUGCUGGAGCGCUGGUAUCGUCUCCAGGCUGAGCUCGAUGCUUGGUACAACGGUCUUCCGGAGACCUUCCGGCCUGUUGCUCGACUAGAGCCGUCCAGGUCUCCUUCACAAGUCUCGACGGGCGAUUUCGACCCCUUUCCGGAGAUCUGGUACAGCCUUUCGAUGUGCGCGUCCGCUAUGCAACAUUACCACAUGGCGCGGAUCCUGCUUCUUAUCAACAAACCUCACGAGUCGACUGCUAGGCGGAGUACUGUGACCAACAGGCUGAAGUCAUACCGUUCCAUUGAAAGCGAGAUCCGAUACCACAGUUACGAGAUCUGCGGUAUCUCCUUGUCUCGUCCUGAUGGCUCUGUACGGAUCAACUCACUGCAGCCAUUAUUUGUCAGCGGCCAGUGCUUGACGGAGUCUCAUGAACGACGAACGAUUGUCCGCUUGCUCAGAGAAAUCGAAGCCGACUUGGGAUGGGCCACUGAAUAUCGAGUGCAGCAAUUGCUAAAGGAAUGGGAAUGGGAUGACAGUAACAAUGCCGCGACUUAGCUGUGGUCGACCACGCUCAUCGAAAUAAUAUAAUUGGUCGCUUUGCAGACAGUAUGCAUCAUCGCGAGCAAGACUGUCAAUGAUUCAUCUGCCCAUCGCGCGGCGAAGAUCGUAUUCCCGCCAUAAGCUUCUCAUUUCGAGGAUACAAUCAGUUUCAUCC
This is a messenger RNA of Paecilomyces variotii, 2657 nucleotides long. RefSeq names its product Zn(II)2Cys6 transcription factor. The transcript has 5 exons. Gene Ontology annotation, biological process: positive regulation of transcription by RNA polymerase II. The record is from RefSeq and is a predicted model, not a curated record. NCBI's taxonomy places the organism in Eukaryota, Fungi, Ascomycota, Eurotiomycetes, Eurotiales, Thermoascaceae. Gene Ontology annotation, cellular component: nucleus. Gene Ontology annotation, molecular function: transcription cis-regulatory region binding; zinc ion binding; DNA-binding transcription factor activity, RNA polymerase II-specific. Bases 221 to 2497 code for a protein of 758 amino acids.